Molecule: messenger RNA, 1506 nt
Organism: Exophiala spinifera
Lineage: Eukaryota; Fungi; Ascomycota; Eurotiomycetes; Chaetothyriales; Herpotrichiellaceae
Exons: 3
Coding region: 1-1506 (501 amino acids)
Molecular function (GO): FAD binding; oxidoreductase activity
Source: RefSeq, a predicted model, not a curated record
AUGGGCUCAAUCUCACCCGCGACCAAACGCACCAUUACGGCCUCGGACAUUGAGAGUCUCAAGACUCUUCUGAAAGAUACUUCGGCCACAAUCCUCACGCCCACGGACGACGGUUACGAAAGCAGCAUCCACCGCUGGUCCCGCGCCGCAGAGAAACCGGCAGGAGUGGUCUUGGCCCCGACGGCGGCAGAGCAAGUCAGCGUUGCGAUCAAGUACGCGAGUGAGUCGGGCAUCGAUGUCGCUGUCAAGGGCGGCGGACACAGCACGGCGGGCGUGAGCAGUACCGACGGCGGGCUGCUGGUCGACCUCAACGCCAAGAUGCGCGGGGUCAGUGUGGUGGACUGGGAGGGGGGAGUCAAGGCCUUCAGAGCCCAGGGUGGAGCGACGUGGGGAGAUGUCGACAAGGAGGGAGUCAAGUUUGGUCUGGCCACGGUUGGAGGCACGGUUGCAGAUACUGGGGUAGGAGGCCUCGUCCUGGGCGGCGGCUACGGAUGGCUCUCGGGACAACACGGCCUCUCGAUCGAUUGUCUGCUCGAGUGCACCGUCGUCCUUGUAAAUGGUGACAUUGUCAAGGCGAACUCCAAGGAAAAUGCAGAUCUGUUCUGGGCCCUGCGCGGCGCUGGUCAGAACUUUGGUGCCGUCACCGAGUUCGUGCUGCGAGCGUUUGAGCAGGCUGAGAUCUGGGCAGGGCUCCUCAUCUUCCCGCCCGUGCCUGAAAUCAUCACCAAGAUCGUUGACGCCACGAAUAAUCUCUACACGCCGGACGCAAACGGCAAGACAAAAGUUGCCGGUAGGGGCGCCGGAGGUAUUGCCAUCGCCAGACCUCCGCCCGCGGGCGGACAGGUCAUGAUCCUGGUCCCCAUCAUAUACUUUGGCACCGAGCAGGAGGCCAAGAGCGUGUACAAGGAGCUCUAUGACCUGGGGGCACCAGUCGAUACGACGGCCCUCGUCCCAUACCCGACGGCCAACACCAUGUUGGCCCCACCGAUCGGGUUGCGCGUGAGCAUGAAGGGCACGGCAUUCAGUCUGCCAAUCCGCACCGACUUUGUGCUGGAGAUGCUGCAGAACUAUGUCGCAUUCACCGACGCGGAUCCUGACACGCACGUGAGUGUCAUUAUGUGGGAGUUGUUUGAUCCGGCGAAGGUGGUCCAGGAGCAGAACGUGGGCAGCUUUGCCAAUAGAGGGUGGCAUUUGAAUGGAUUGAUUAUGCCCAUGUGGAACAACCAGGACAACGACGCCAAGUGUAGACAGUGGGCUAGGGAUCUCAAUGAGAAGUGGAAGGCUGAGCUGGAGAGACAAGGGCAAGAGACGGGCAAAGGUGUCGAAGGUGGCGUGGGACUCAGAGGUGAUAAAGGAGCAGUUUUGCUCUAUGGCAAUUAUGAUCAAUAUGACGAGCGAUCCAGAGAUAUCUUUGGAGAGAACUAUGCAAGGCUGCAAGGGUUGAAGGCAAAAUAUGAUCCUGGAAGCACGUUCAAUAAACUCUUCGCCAUCGCACCUCAGUCUUGA